ACACCUUUGGAUCGAUCCCAUGAUUAAUCACCGUGCAUCCUAAAGCAGGAACGGUGGAGAUCACAAAUCUCCUUCGGAAACUAAUUCGUCCCGAUCAUAUGACUCGGUAACCCCCUCUCUUCCACAGAACCCCUUCCGUGCAGCCAUCCCCUGUUCGGUGGCGCAUAACCGCCGUUCGCCGAUUCUGUCGCCUGUGCCUUUCUCCGGCUACCUGGUUUCAAUCGCUUACUCUGAGAGAUCCCAAAUGUGCUUCACCUGAUCCUCUACAAAUAAGAUCUGCAAUCUUCUUGCUCAUACAGGGAAGCGUACAAAAUUUUGAGAAAAAUGCAUGCUUCAUCAUCUGGAACGCCCUCAAAACCGAGGGCAGCCGGGACCUCACAGCCAUCCGAUGCUUCUUUCAAGAGAAAACGAGGAAUGUUUCAAAAAGACUUGCAGCACAUGAUGUACGGCUUUGGGGAUGAUCCUAAUCCCCUUCCAGAAACUGUUGCCCUAGUUGAGGACAUAGUUGUUGAGUAUAUCACCGAUAUGGUGCAUAAAGCCCAGGUUGUUGCAUCAAAAAGAGGAAAACUUUUGACAGAGGAUUUCUUGUUUUUGAUUCGUAAGGACACGCCUAAACUCCACAGAUGUACAGAACUGCUCUCCAUGAAUGAGGAGCUUAAGCAGGCCCGGAAAGCUUUUGAAGUUGAUGAGGAGAAACUGGCGACCAUUGAUUGACAUGCAUGUGUGACUGAGAGUUGUUUGCUUAUACUUCAUCCUGUUACGCCAGUAGUAAAAUAUCUCAGCAAUCGGCACUUCCCUUUUCAGAUUACCUCUCUCAUGCUCGGUUGCAUCUCACAAUGCCUCUCAUGCUCGCUUGCAUCUUGUACAGUUAAUAUUCAACUGUAUUGCCGCCUUCUGCAGUCAACAACCUAAAGUGAAACACUGUUAUUCUCACUGAAACAUAUUUUCUUAACAAUGUUUCUAGCUAUUACAUUUGCCUCAGUAUAAA
Nymphaea colorata (pocket water lily) is the source of this 988-nucleotide messenger RNA. Its product is annotated as transcription initiation factor TFIID subunit 13. NCBI's taxonomy places the organism in Eukaryota, Viridiplantae, Streptophyta, Magnoliopsida, Nymphaeales, Nymphaeaceae. The coding region runs from base 325 to 714 and encodes 129 amino acids. Gene Ontology annotation, molecular function: protein heterodimerization activity. The transcript is spliced from 7 exons. Gene Ontology annotation, biological process: transcription by RNA polymerase II. The record is from RefSeq and is a predicted model, not a curated record.